Messenger RNA from Talaromyces proteolyticus, 519 nucleotides. RefSeq lists its product as uncharacterized. The transcript is spliced from 4 exons. Lineage: Eukaryota; Fungi; Ascomycota; Eurotiomycetes; Eurotiales; Trichocomaceae. The record is from RefSeq and is a predicted model, not a curated record. Bases 1 to 519 code for a protein of 172 amino acids.
AUGUUUUAUGAAUGGUUCAAGAACCGAGAGAGUGCAAAAACGGAGGGGAUACUAUGUAAUGAGAAUUUGAGAGCCUUAGCGAGCCAUUGGCUACAAGAGAAAGGUUCACUUGCUGGAACAAUUUGGGAAGGUUUGAAAGUAUUGAAUAUUUACUUGAUGGUUUGUGAACGACUCGUUCUUAGUCUAUUCGCAGCAAAGAAAAGUAGUAGGGACGUACUGAUCUUUCAAGUCUAUUUCCUGGCUAGAGAAAAUUAUUGGCGUAUCCCCAUGCUCUAUAGAGCAGGAUCAGAUGACAGAUUGACUUUGAAAGCUAUGCUAAGACUUUUUAAGAUUUUCACACUGUAUCAGUGGUUGAAUAUGUGGAGAAGCAAUGCAGGCGGCAUUCCUUUUCAUUGUUUUCCUCAGCUGAGAUGGACGACAAAGUGGGGUGGUAUGAUUACAGCGCACUUUUGCUAUCCGGCAUGGUUCGCAGGAGGUGGGUUUUCCAUUGCGGCGCAGUAUGGCGACUGCUUAUCGUAA